Messenger RNA from Actinia tenebrosa (Australian red waratah sea anemone), 4213 nucleotides. RefSeq lists its product as uncharacterized. Gene Ontology annotation, molecular function: phosphopantetheine binding. Lineage: Eukaryota; Metazoa; Cnidaria; Anthozoa; Actiniaria; Actiniidae. Gene Ontology annotation, cellular component: cytoplasm. Gene Ontology annotation, biological process: secondary metabolite biosynthetic process; amino acid activation for nonribosomal peptide biosynthetic process. The record is from RefSeq and is a predicted model, not a curated record.
AUGGCCGAAGUUAACGUUGGUUUUAGUCAAGAAGACGAAAKUCCUCUUAACUUGCACAGCUUGUUUUCAGAGCAAGCAAAAAAGUUUCCGGACAACAUUGCUGUUGAGUACGAAUCUGAGGAUUAUAGUUAUUCAUACCUCGAUGGAAGAAGCAAUCAGUUGGCGAGAUUUCUUGUGGAAAAGUUUCCUAUUCAAACUGAGAGUGUUGUAGCGAUUUUGCUUCCUCGCUCUCUAGAGUUGUACCUCACCAUGCUUGGUGUGUUAAAGACAGGAGCAGCGUAUGUGUGUAUUGACCCACAACACCAGAUAAGCAGGCUUGAUUAUAUUUUAAAAGACACGAAAGCAGUGUUGCUGGUUACAACAGAGGAURUCCAAAAAGAACUAGGCGUAGAGCCUGAGGAUACAAGUGUCAUUGACAUCAAGAGUGCUUUAGUUAACAAAGAUAUCGAGUCAUUCAGUGCAGAUCCGUUGAACAUCCAAGURAAAUCUUCAAAUCUUUGCUAUAUCAUCUAUACAUCUGGAUCCACCGGCAACCCAAAAGGCGUAGAGAUCGAACACAGAACUGUAUUGAAUUUUAUAGACGCUGAGUUGGAGAUUUACCCUGUUUGUACGAGUGACAGAAUUCUGCAGGGGUUUUCUCCAAGUUUUGAUGCUUCAAUAGAAGAGAUUUGGCUUGCCUUCAGUACAGGUAAGAAACUAUACACAGUCUUCUCGACUGUGCCUACCCUACUGAGGACUCUAGAUGUCACAAGUAUAAAUCUACAUCGCUUGAGAAUUUUGAUUCUGGGAGGAGAGGCUUGUGGAGAAGAUUUGAUACCGUGGGGGGAGGGGAGAAUGCUUGUCAAUUCSUACGGUCCUACGGAGACAACAGUGGUAGCUACCGCUUGUGUUGUGGAGAAGGGAAAGAUGAUUACCAUUGGAAAACCGCUGAAAAACUACGUGGCUUGGGUGCUGAACGACAAGCUAGAAGAAGUACCGAAAGGUCAGGAAGGAGAACUGUGUAUCGGGGGAAAAUGCUUAGCAAGGGGAUACAGGAACUUGCCUGAUAAGACGAGUCAACAAUUUAUCCUUCACCAGGUAUACGGGAAAAUAUACCGAACCGGGGACUUGGUACGGUACACUGACGAUGGGGAGUUGGAGUACCUUGGAAGAAUCGAUGAUCAGGUCAAGAUUCGAGGCUUCAGAGUCGAAGCCAGUAGUAUUGAAACACACGUACAAAGACAAGACAAUGUCAAGAUGGCGGCUGUAGUGGUAAGGUCAUCAUCACCAGGGCAACAGUCUGUCAUAGCACACAUCACCCUUGAAGAUAAAGCUAAAGGGUUUGACCCACUCGCUGCUGUGACCAACAUAAAGGCAUCCCUACCGGACUACAUGGUACCUAAUGGUUACGUCAUCCAUGACGUCAUGCCCACAMUGGCYAGCGGUAAAGUAGACAAGAAGAAGCUUAAAACCCUGGAAUCUGAAAUACAACCAUUCAGGGCAAGCAGYAAYUAUAAAGCUCCUCGUAACGACACGGAAARGAUGRUAUCUGAKRUCUGGCAAASGAACYUURGCUGYCCAAGGAUUUCUAUCGAGGAAAAUUUCUUUGAUCUUGGAGGWCAUUCGGUCAUUGCWGCKAUGGUCGUAAGUGAGYUGAGGMGGAGAGGKAGUGAUAUAUCUGUAAGAGAUCUCUACCUUCAUCCAACCAUUGAAUCUCUAUCGGAAUUCAUCAUAUCCAAAGCCUCUUCAACCCAGUCAGAUCACGUGACAAUCCACAUCCCURCUGCACCAAGAAUUGGAAAGCCACACUUCUAYCUUUGUGGUAUACUUCAAGGUUUAUGGCUUCUUCUGAUGCUAACCACKUMCAYCACCUUUSUGAUGUUCCUGUUUUUAACGUUCCUCGACGUAUACGWSYUCAUCUACACGASUAUUGGCAUCCAAGGAAUCACGUGGCUGUUGCUAUGUCUUCUGUUGCUAUCAAUACCGCUGUACAUCGCCUACACUAUGUUGGUGGCCUUCAUUAUCAAGAAGAUUUUUCUUGGUAGCGUGGAGCCUGGGAUCUAUGCGCUGUGGAGCAUGUAUUAUCUGAGAUGGUGGAUUGUGAAGUCGGCAAUGUCUAUGGUCCCCACUUACCUCGUUUCUGGUACACCACUGAUGCCUCUUUUUGCCAGACUGAUGGGAGCACGGAUAGGAUCUGGCGUCUACUACAACACCUAUUCUAUCUGUGAUUUUGACCUGCUAGAGGUUGGAUCUGGUGUGAGUAUCGAGGACCACGUGUCACUUGAUACUCACCGGAUCGACAGAGGAACAUUGUUUCUGGGACGUAUCAUCAUUGAARAYAACUGCUCCAUUGGUGCAAGAUCGUCUAUCGCAUUCAACAGUACAAUCAAAAGAAAUACACACGUCGAACCGCUGACCUUAGUGACUGACAACAGUAAGAUUGAGGAGAAUUCCCACGUUCAUGGCUCCCCGGCUACGAUCAUUACGAAGAAAACCAGUGAAAAGUUCUAUAAACAAAAACAAUGGUCCUGGUCACGUUGGGUUACCUGUGGUCAAGUAGGSUUCCUUGCUUUGUAUGGCGUCGUGUUUGCAGUUCCGUAUGUUCUGGUUGUCGUGGUGAUCCUGGCUGUGCCAUAUCUUAAAGAUGCCUUUGGUAACCUUAGAGUAGAUGUCAUUGCCAUGGUGAUUCCAAUCAUUGCAGUCUUCAGUCAAACAACAAAUCUUCUCUUGACCGCUGUCUUAAAAUGGCUGUUCGUUCGUCGCCUCAAAGAAGGGAYUUUCUCCAUUAACUCUUCUACAUUCCUUCGUUACUGGAUACAGSAAAGAAUCAUUAUCAUAGUCCUAGAAUCAAGUAAAGAGCUCUUUKCUACUCUMUACACCAAUCUAUGGUUAAAAACCUUAGGAGUGAAAGUCGGGCCACAUGUAGAAGUMUCAACGGCCUUCAACUUUGUGCCAGACUUAUUGGAGCUGAAAGAAGGAAGCUUUGUCGCUGAUCACGUAUCAUUAGGUGGUGCUGUUUUCAAAGACGGUCACUUUUCCCUCACAAAGACAGAAGCAGACCUGAUAGAGAUAGGAGAUGAUUCGUGUAUAGCCGCUCGAACCACUAUCCAAUCACAUCUAUUUGAAGAUCGAGUCAUGAAGAUGGACAGACUGAUCAUUGGUAAUGAGUGUACUGUUUGUGGCAACUGUAUCGUUCUCUAUGGCGCUAAAAUUGAAGACCGCUGUACACUUAUGCCUUUAUCGCUUUGCAUGAAGUCGGAGAAUCUUAAACACACCGCAGUGUAUUGUGGGAUACCUGCCAGGGAAGUGACGGCCUCGUUGCAUCAUGGGUAUCAUAUUGAAUUGCAUCUGUCUUCRAAACAGCAAAAGAAGUUUUUAUGGGAGGGCACAGGCAAAGUUCAAAUGACGCGGUAUAAGAAACUGGAACUAUGCUAGCUCUUUCAAUUUGGGGGCAAUGUUGUCGCAUUACAGUGAAAAGUGACACUAGAGAAGGUUCUGUAAUGGAAACUAAAAUACUAUCCUCUUUGUCUUGAGCGUAAUGUUUUCCCAUUUCAGUCCACGUGUCAUUGUCUUGAGAAUAAGAUUCUAUGUAUGAGUCGUAUCCAUAUUCAUGUGUCUUCUCAUGUGCAACCGUUAAACAAAUAAAUGAUGCUCUACGGAAUGACAGGUGGUCUGAAAUGGGAAAGCAUUACGCCCAAGAUGAAGAGAUCUAUUGGAAAUCUUUCAGUUGAUAUUUUUAAUGAUUUUUAAUCUAGAGGAUUACGACAUUUUUUAUAGCACUUUGAGGCGACUUUGAAAUUAGAAUAUUUUCAGUUGUCUUAGCCAAAAAAGGCGAUAUGAGAUACGUCACUCCCAAGAUACAAGAAUAGCUGGAAAGAGUUAAGUUUCUAAUUGUUAUUCUCGUCAAGAUCACGGAUGUUACUUGUUGUUAAAGCCGACAAAACUAUUUUAAGCACCUCAAUCGUGCUCAAAAUCGUUAUGCCCAAAAUCGUUCUCCAGCGUCUUGUAAUGAACUAUCGCCUAUCGGCUUUGAAAUAAGAUCUUUUUACUUGUUUUCCCUAACUUGUUUAUGUUUCACAAUGCACCAGCUGUUUCGUAUUCGAUGCAAACCGCUGUUUUUGAAGAACACAGACUCAUUUGCACAGGCUUAGUGGGUAUAGCUCAUCUAUUCACAGAUACCAUUUGAAGUCUGUGGGAUUACAAACAUUGGUAUUGUUAAAGAUGCAAAUUCUUU